GACUCCUCCCCUCUCCUUGGGGGGACUCCUGCAACCGGCGCCUCGCUGCCCCCUCCCCCAGCUCCUGCCCUUUGCAAUGAAGGCCCCCGUGAACUCUUCUCCUCCGUAGCAGGCGGCGGCCCGGGGCAGUGCAAAAUGCUGGGCAUGUACGUGCCGGACAGGUUUGCCCUGAAGUCGUCUCAAGUGCAGGACGGGAUGGGGCUCUACACGGCCCGCAGAGUGAGAAAGGGUGAAAAAUUUGGCCCAUUUGCAGGGGAGAAGCGAAUGCCUCAAGAACUGGAUGAAAACACAGACUGCAGACUGAUGUGGGAGGUUCGUGGGAGUAAAGGAGAGGUCCUUUAUGUUCUGGAUGCCAGCAAUCCACGAUAUUCUAACUGGCUGCGUUUUGUCCAUGAGGCCCCAUCGCAGAACCAAAAGAACUUGGCUGCCAUCCAGGAAGGGGAAAACAUUUUCUAUCUGGCUGUUGAGGAUAUCGAAACAGAUACAGAACUGCUGAUUGGCUACCUUGACAGUGACAUGGAAGAAGCAGAGGAAGAGGAGGAAGAAGUCAUUCUUAAUCAAGAAGAUGAAGACAACAACAACAGCAAUAAUAAUAAUAAUAACAACAACAAAGAACUACAGCAAGCUGGUGAGAGAGAUUCUCUUAGCUGCAAAGAGGACCACACAUGUCCAAAUUGUGAAUCCAGUUUUGCCAGCCAGGAGAUCCUAGCGGAACACCUUCAGACCCUGCACCAAAAACCUAGUGAGGAAAAGGAGUUUAAGUGCAGGAACUGUGGAAAGAAAUUCCCAGUGAAACAAGCCUUACAAAGACACGUCCUUCAGUGCACAGAGAAUGUCAAUCCAGGAGACACUUCAAGAAGUUUUCAGUGUUCUGUUUGCAAUACGUCCUUCAGCUCAGAAUCGAGUUAUGAGCAGCACAAAGAGGCAUGCAGAGGAGAUGCUAGAUUCAUAUGCAAAGCUGACAGCUGCGGGAAGAGGUUCAAGAGUAAGGAUGCUCUGAAAAAGCACAAGGAAAAUGUUCACACUGGAAAUUCUAGGAAGAAGUUGAUGUGCUCUGUGUGCAGUAAGAAGUGUUCUUCAGCUACAAAUCUUCAAGAGCAUCGAAAGGUUCAUGAAAUCUUUGAGUGUCAGGAAUGUGACAAGAAAUUUAUUUCAGCUAACCAGCUAAAACGCCAUAUGAUAACUCACUCAGAAAAACGCCCCUACACCUGCGAGGUUUGCAAUAAGUCCUUCAAACGACUUGAUCAAGUGACUGCACACAAAAUAAUACACAGUGAAGAUAAACCUUAUAAAUGCAAGCUUUGUGGAAAGGGAUUUGCCCACAGAAAUGUUUACAAGAAUCACAAGAAGGUACAGCACAGACAGCAGCACUGCAAGCUUCCCCACAGUGUCUCAUCAAUAUGUCUCAACCCUGUUCUGGAGGAACCACCUAUUGAGACCCACUCUGAAGAGAGACCAUUCCAGUGUGAGGAAUGCAAGGCUUUGUUCCGCACCCCGUUCUCUCUGCAGAGACACCUACUAAUACAUAACAGCGAGAGGACCUUCAAGUGUGAUCACUGUGAUGCUACCUUCAAAAGGAAGGACACUUUAAAUGUUCAUAUCCAAGUUGUGCAUGAUGGACAUAAGAAAUAUAAAUGUGAUCUGUGUGACAAAGCCUUUGUUACACCUUCAGUGCUUAAGAGUCAUAAAAAAACACACACAGGGGAAAAGGAGAAAAUAUGCCCAUAUUGUGGACAGAAGUUCGCAAGCAAUGGAACAUUAAGAGUUCAUAUUCGGAGUCAUACAGGUGAGCGCCCUUACCAGUGUCCUUACUGUGACAAGGCUUUCAGCAAGAAUGAUGGACUAAAGAUGCACAUCCGUACCCAUACAAGGGAAAAGCCAUACCAGUGCUCCGAGUGCAACAAGGCCUUCAGUCAGAAACGAGGCCUAGAUGAGCAUAUGAGGACCCAUACUGGAGAGAAACCGUUCCAGUGUGAUGUUUGUGAUUUAUCCUUCAGCCUGAAGAAAAUGUUGAUCCGACACAAACUGACGCACAAUCCCAAUCGUCCAAUGGCUGAAUGCCAGCUUUGCCACAAGAAGUUUACAAGAAAUGACUACCUCAAAGUUCACAUGGAAAAUGUCCAUGGAGAAACUGACAGCUAACUGUGGCUUAUGCAAGAAGAGUAUGUCUACUGUUGAGUGUUCCAUUUGUCAUGUACAAAAUCCAGACUGCUCACCUGUGUACUGAGCAGAGUCAGGCAAAAUAACUGUCAUAUGUUCAAAGUCUUUUUUUCCAUGUUACUAACUAAAGGGGUUUUUUAAAUCAAGUAAAACAGUUUGAAGAUUUAAAAAAAUAUAUAAACUUUUCUUUCUCUUAACCAAUUAUGUUUCCAGCCUUGGUAUCUUCAAUCUUGGGGGUAUUAUCAUGAGACUUUACAUACAUUGAGUUGUCCAAAGUUGCUGGAGCACAAUAAAAGCAACUGGAUGCCUUCUUAAAUUCAAUUUCAUCUUGACUAAACAGUGAUCUCACCCAAAGCCAUUUUAUACAGAUAUUAUCACCACAUUUUAGUGGAACUGUUUCUUUACACUUUUAGUGCCUUUAAUUAUUAGAUAAGUUGAUCUUGAGAUGCCAUGAUGCAUGGUACAGAAACUGCACUCUCGGGCACUUUAACUAGAAGAAAUUACAUCUUGCUUGCUGAUUGUUAGUCUAGUUCUAGACAUAAGUUCUUCUCAUUGUGUGAGACAAGCCAAGAGCAAAAGAUGUGAACAAUUUAGUUUUAAAAACCAUAUUCAUGCCCUCAGUAGUAACUGGCCUGGGCAAAUACAAUUGUCUUUUUAAGGCAAAAUAAAUGUGUAUUCAAUUUUCUGGGGAAAAUGAUGUUCCCUGAAGUUUUACUCUGUGCAAAGCAGCUGCCUUGAUUAUCCCAUUUAAACAACUUUAGUUUUCAUAAAACUGUUAAUGAGCACCAGGAAAAAAAAUACAGCCGCCAACUGAGUAAUACUCAAAUUCUCCCAGAUGUUAGAUUAAGAUUUGUAUUCCACAAGUUCUCACAAAGAAAAUAAUUUUCAUAUGCUAUCCAUGUUUGCUACUGCAUAAUGAAGAGCCCAUUUUAACCUAGCGAGACAGUAAAAAGCAUAACUCUAGAAGUAGAGUGCAUUUGAGAGGUCCAAAACAAUCCUGGAGGGGGUGUCACAGUUAAACAUUAGGGCGCUUUGCCUCUGUGCUCUCAUUCAUUUUAAUUUAUGCGGAUAAAUAGUCAUGAAUAAUUUGAAACUAUAUACCCUGUUCAUGCUAGAAGCUUAUCUCAGGUGCUGAUGGAAAAUGUAAACUUGCUCCUGGACUGCAACAGCGACCAGACAGACGAGCAAAAGGAAACAAGGCAAAAUCCUGGCCCCACUGAAGUCUUCACUAGGGACAGAAUUUCAAUGGUUUUGCGUGUGUUUUGGCUCCUGUUCCAUUGGAUAGCUAACAGUCAGUUCUCAGUAAAAUAGUUAAUUUUUCAAAAUAUGAACAGAACACCUCAUGAGUCCCAAAAGAAAGCACAGCCUGGCUAAGUGUGGUCCCAGGAAAGGAGUGCAAGGGGUUGUCCACAUUUCCCUGGUUGGCACCAUAUUUACUACAAGACUAUUUUUUGAACCCACCUCCAUGCAUACAAUUAUGUAACACCAUGUGGCAACUGUGGCAAUGGGUUAAAAUACAUUGUAAAAUGUCAUUGUGUAACUUGUCUUUUUCCUUAUUUUCAGCUAGUUAAUUGCAUUAAAAGUGCCAUCAUUUUGGGUCAGAACUAAAGUCCAUUGAAAUCUGUGGCCUUUUGUUCAGGCACCAUGUGAACAGCCAUGUGACAAGGAACCCUGUGCUUUAUAUGAAUGAUAUAUGGUCAGUAAGAAACUACAGUGCAUCAUCCAAAAACUAAAAACAGACACAGUAACAAGGCAACACAUAGGAUGCCACACUUACAUGUAAUUAUAAUGCUUGGCCAGUCCCAAGUUAUGCUACUGUGUCACGUAACUGACUAUCGGAUUCAUUAGUUUAACUGAGGAAAAAAUGAUCACCAUGCAUAUGUUGUCAUUUUAUAUUUGACAUUAACCUAUGAUGACAAUUUUAAUUAAAAUCGAACUUAUUUUCCUAUAUUUUAUAACAGUUUGUCUCAAUGUCAUAUUUUAGGUGCAAAGUAUGUGUUUCUUUUUAUAAUUCAGUAUUGAACAAUGGUUGAUGCAUUUUAUUGUCUUAAGUCAGGAAGAUUCAAUUAAAUAUAUAUUUUGAAAAUCAAACUCGAGUGGGACAUCUGUAAAUUUGGAAAGUGGAGAAUAAUUGGGAAUGUUUUCUUAGUUUGGCAUCACAAAGACUUAAGCGUGUGCAUAUAAAAAAUCAAAACAACAAAAUUAAAACUCUCAAAUGCCAAAAUAUGCAGGAAGAAACCUACAUUAUAGAAGUUUCACAAAGAUAUUUGAGAUAUUUGUCUCACUCACAUGCAAUAAGUUGUUUCUUCUUUUGGGAAAAGUUCUUAUGAAGAAGUUUACUGGCAAGGCUAUUUGCGAAGCAAAUUUUAAAUGAUCUUGCUCCUGGUAUUAGUACUAGAAACCUGAUACCAAGAGUUACAUAACCUAUAUUACUAUAUUUACAAUAUUGAACUGUAUACUGAGUUUAUAUCUAGUACUGAGCACAAUUAUAAACCUUGUUUUCAAUUGGCCAUAACUUUUAUUUAAAGAAAACCCUCUUCUUUCAAAGUAAAAAGCUUUCCAUUGUUUGCCUGAUACCACAUAUGAUUUUUUUUUAAUUUAAAGAAAAUGCCCUUAAAUCAAUUAGAAGCAUCCCAUUCUAUACAUAUCCUCCCAUCCCCAACACAUGUACACAUUUUUUUUGGCUCUUUGAUAGUCCAGUGAAGCAAAACAAAAGGAUUAAUUUAUUGACAUGAUUCAUAUCAUAUGUCUUGGGUCAGACACAGCCAACUCUUCCAAAACAAAACAUCACUAAAAGGAGACAAUCAUGUGAGGGAAGAAAUUAUACACUAACAAGUGUAGAUAUCUGCGUUUGUGCCUGUAUUGUGUAACUUCGUAAUGGGGAAUAUAAAAAGGGAAAAAUGGAAAGCUAAGAUAUGAACAAAGUCCAUCCCAAUGUAAACUGACGUACUCUUAAAGUUUUGUCUACGUAGAGUGCUGAGAAUGCUUGUAAGUGUAAACUACCUCCAUGAGGGGAACAGUUAACAGCUCUGGGAGCAUGGCUUUCAGGCUGGGUCUACACUAUAGAGUUUUUGUGCAAAAACUCGGAGUGUCCAUACCUCCUG
This is a messenger RNA of Pelodiscus sinensis (Chinese soft-shelled turtle), 5264 nucleotides long. RefSeq names its product PR/SET domain 5 (gene PRDM5). Gene Ontology annotation, cellular component: nucleus. Gene Ontology annotation, biological process: regulation of transcription by RNA polymerase II. The record is from RefSeq and is a predicted model, not a curated record. Lineage: Eukaryota; Metazoa; Chordata; Testudines; Trionychidae. Gene Ontology annotation, molecular function: protein binding; DNA-binding transcription activator activity, RNA polymerase II-specific; RNA polymerase II cis-regulatory region sequence-specific DNA binding.